Messenger RNA from Camelina sativa (false flax), 1218 nucleotides. The record is from RefSeq and is a predicted model, not a curated record. Lineage: Eukaryota; Viridiplantae; Streptophyta; Magnoliopsida; Brassicales; Brassicaceae.
AUGCAAAGUAUUGCUCUGUGGGAGACUGUUGACCUAGGGGGGUCUAGGGUUUCCUUCGUGAAUUCCCGAGAUUGCCCUUUUGCGGGAAUUAGUGACUUGCUUCCAAUCUUGUCGCCUAUAUCCAACAGCGGUGCUGGAGGAGGAUUUGGCGGUGGUGUCGGAGGUGGCCACGGAAGUGGUGCUGGAGGAGGAUUAGGCGGCGGUGGUGGUCAUGGCGGUGGUGCAGGAGGAGGAUUUGGCGGUGGUGCUGGAGGAGGACACGGUGGUGGUGUUGGAGGAGGAUUUGGCGGUGGUGCUGGAGGCGGCCACGGUUGCGGUGGAGGAGGAGGAUUUGGCGGUGGUGCUGGAGGAGGUCACGGUGGCGGUGUAGGAGGAGGAUUUGGUGGUGGGGCUGGUGGAGGUCACGGUGCUGGAGGAGGCUUUGGUGGUGGUGCAGGCGGAGAUCACGGUGGCAGUGCAGGCGGAGGUCACGGUGGCGGUGCUGGAGGAGGCUUUGGUGGUGGUGCAGGCGGAGGUCACUGUGGAGGUGUUGGUGGUGGAGCUGGAGGAGGGCACGGUGGUGGAGCUGGAGGGGGCUUUGGUGGUGGUGCAGGCGGAGGUCACUGUGGAGGUGUUGGUGGUGGAGCUGGAGGAGGGCACGGUGGUGGAGCUGGAGGGGGCUUUGGUGGUGGUGCAGGCGGAGGUCACUGUGGAGGUGUUGGUGGUGGAGCUGGAGGAGGGCACGGUGGUGGAGCUGGAGGGGGCUUUGGUGGUGGUGCAGGCGGAGGUCACUGUGGAGGUGUUGGUGGUGGAGCUGGAGGAGGGCACGGUGGUGGAGCUGGAGGGGGCUUUGGUGGUGGUGCAGGCGGAGGUCACUGUGGAGGUGUUGGUGGUGGAGCUGGAGGAGGGCACGGUGGUGGAGCUGGAGGGGGCUUUGGUGGUGGUGCAGGCGGAGGUCACUGUGGAGGUGUUGGUGGUGGAGCUGGAGGAGGGCACGGUGGUGGAGCUGGAGGGGGCUUUGGUGGUGGUGCAGGCGGAGGUCACUGUGGAGGUGUUGGUGGUGGAGCUGGAGGAGGGCACGGUGGUGGAGCUGGAGGGGGCUUUGGUGGUGGUGCAGGAGGGGGAGGCGGCCAUGGUGGUGGAGCUGGUGGAGGUUUUGGUGGCGGUGCAGGUGGAGGAGGAGGCCAUGGCGGAGGGUUUGGUGGUGGUGCUGGAGGAGGCCAUGGUCGUGGAUUUUAA